UGUUCUUUGCUUCUACAUUGACUUUGCGUGCUGCCGUAAAUACCUUCUAUCCUAAACGUUGCCGUUGAAUCAAUUGCCGGUGACCUCAUACGAGCCGAUUAGCGUCGAUCCAUUCCCGCUUUAUCGUCAAUUCCUUUUCCAAGCGUCCUGGGACUUCAUGAUUCUAUCACUAACCGCCGGCGCCCCUCUUGCGCUUAUCACGUAGACAAACUCCGACGUCAAAGUGCAGUAUUGGCGCGACAGCCGACUGGCGAUCGACGAGACUCCAUAUCACAUCACGACACCGCAUCGAUGCCAGCGACUCAUCCCACGAACGGCGAACGGGCGCCUUUGAUCCCGAACAGCACCAUCAGCGGCGCCACUCCCCAUGGCGAUUCCCGUAUCUGGGGUCAUGCAGACCAUAGCAUCUUCUCCCGCUUCCCGAAGGCGACGGCGCACUUGACGUGGCUGACCCUCUCGAGCAACUACGUCAACGUGCUGCUCAUCUUUGUCCCGCUCGGGAUCCUGUCGGGCGCUUUGAACUGGGGACCCAUACCGACCUUUGUGCUGAACUUCCUGGCCAUUGUGCCGUUGGCGGCGCUGCUGAGCUUUGCAACCGAGGAAUUGAGCGUGAAACUUGGGCAGACAUUGGGGGGGUUGAUGAAUGCGACGUUUGGGAAUGCGGUUGAGUUGAUUGUUAGCAUUGUCGCGCUCGCGAGAGGCGAGAUUCGAAUCGUCCAAGCCUCCAUGCUUGGUUCUAUCCUCUCGAAUAUCCUUUUGGUUCUCGGAUGCUGUUUUCUCGCGGCAGGGAUCCGCGGAGGCGAGCAGAGAUUCAACGAGACCGUCGCAAGCACCAUGAGCUCGCUUAUGUUCGUGUCCGUCUGCGCAUUGAUCAUCCCGGCGGCCCUGUACUCCGUCGUCGACGGCGGUACAUCCAACGACAACAACAUCCUCGUCCUCUCCCACUACACCUCUAUCGUUCUCCUAUUCAUCUACAUCCUCUACCUCUUCUUCCAGCUCCGAUCGCAUGCGUACCUCUUCGACGAGGAGCGGACGGAUGAGGAGAACAGCGAGGAAACCGAGGUGAUCCUCAAGCCGAUUCCGGCAUCCAUUGCCCUCCUUGUCGUCACGCUCAUCAUCGCGCUUUGCGCAGACUAUCUUGUUGCUACUGUCGAUGACAUCGUCGCCACCGGCGCCAUCUCCAAAACGUUCAUCGGUCUAAUUCUCAUCCCCAUCGUCGGCAAUGCCGCUGAGCACGUCACCGCAUGCAUCGUGGCCUACAAAGGCAAGAUGGAUCUCGCCAUCAACGUCGCCAUCGGUAGUAGCAUGCAGAUCGCGCUCUUCGUCACACCCUUCAUGGUCCUGCUCGGCUGGGCCAUCGGCCAGAACAUGACUCUCCACUUCCAAGGCUUCGAAACCAUCUGCUUCUUCCUCAGCGUGCUGGUGGUCAACUACCUGAUCCAGGACGGCAAAAGCAACUACCUCGAGGGCGUCCUGUGUCUGGCGAUGUAUAUCAUCAUCGCGAUCGCCUUUUAUGUGUACCCCGACAAUGUCAAAGAUAUCGGAGAAUCCAUCGGACCAUUCUUCCAUUGAUUUCGUAUCACGGCCAUUUCGAAGUCGUGGCCGCUAUCGCCGGCCGGCAUUUCAGUCCUGGAUGGCUCCACGCAAGUCCCGACGACCCGAGUCCGGGUUUCCACUCACUUUAUCCUAUGUCUAAAUUUCCAGAUACUUUUUUUAAACUCUCCAGGUCGCCGCUGAACUGCCC
Molecule: messenger RNA, 1744 nt
Organism: Eremomyces bilateralis CBS 781.70
Lineage: Eukaryota; Fungi; Ascomycota; Dothideomycetes; Eremomycetales; Eremomycetaceae
Product: calcium/proton exchanger
Exons: 6
Coding region: 292-1572 (426 amino acids)
Biological process (GO): intracellular calcium ion homeostasis; calcium ion transmembrane transport
Cellular component (GO): fungal-type vacuole membrane
Molecular function (GO): calcium:proton antiporter activity
Source: RefSeq, a predicted model, not a curated record